Molecule: messenger RNA, 1188 nt
Organism: Entamoeba nuttalli P19
Lineage: Eukaryota; Evosea; Mastigamoebida; Endamoebidae
Product: RNA recognition motif domain containing protein
Exons: 1
Coding region: 1-1188 (395 amino acids)
Molecular function (GO): RNA binding
Source: RefSeq, a predicted model, not a curated record
AUGUCGGAUGAAGAGCACAAGGAAAGAAGGGAUGAAGAAAAAAGAGAGAGGAAGAAAAUCAAACAAAAAGUUGAAGGGAAAAUAAAGAAAGAAGAAAAGAAACUAAGAAAUGUGGAGAGUAAAGAAACAAAAGAAAAAGAAGAGAAGCAAGAAAAGAAAUUUAACCGAAAAGGAUUAAGUCGGGAGGAAAAAGAAGAGUUACAUAAAGAAGACCAAAUCUAUAGAACAAUAUUCAUCCAAAAUUUAUCAUUUGAAACAAGUGAAGAAGAAUUAAAAGAAAAGAUGGGAGAAUAUGGGGAAGUUUCAUAUUGUAAGAUUUGUAUGGAUAAAGAAAAAGGGAUUAGUAGAGGAACAGGGUUUGUUUGUUUCAGAAGAAGAGGAGUAGCAGAGAAAGUUAUUGAAGAAGCAUAUAUGUUUUCAGGGAGUAAGGAAAGUGACAUUGAGAUUGAUGGAAGAAGAUUAAUUCUUCAGAAAGCAAUAAAGAAAGAACAAGCAAAAGAUACAAGUAAUAGUAAAAAGAAGAAAAAAGAAGGUAUUAAAGACAAUAGAAAUGUUUCAUUAGCUAUGGUUGGACAAAAAACAAAAGAAGAAUAUCUUCAACUUGGAUUAACUCCAAGUGAAGCCAAAAUGCGAUUAAAAGCACAAAUGGAACGAAAUAAAAAAUUAAAAAAUGUUAAUUUCUGUGUUAAUAAAUAUCGAGUAUGUGUAAGAAAUAUUCCUAAAAACACGAAUAAAAAGAUGAUAAAGGAAACAUUUGGGAAAUAUUGUAGUAAAGGGAAGAUAUCAGAUAUUAAAAUCAUUAAAGGAGAGAGAGGGAAAGCAAUUGGAUAUUGUUUUUUGACAUUUACAUCAGCAGAAGAUGCAUAUCAAUUUGUAGAACAAGUCAACGAAAGUCUUCAAUUUAAAGAACAACGACGAGUUAUGGCAGAAUUUUCAAUUGAUGAUAUGGUUAAAUUACACAAAUUCAAAGCUGAAAUGGAACGAAGAAAGUUCAAUCAAGAAAAGAAGAAAUUCAUUGAAGAACAUUCAGUAAAUAAUAGCGGUAAAAGAGUUAAAGUUACUUCACUUCCUAAAGAAGUUAUAAAAGCAGAAGAAACAAAGGAUAUGAAGAAAACAAAGAAGAAAGGAAUAAACAGAAAAGUUGGAAUAACAAAGAAGUUUAAUGCUAAGAAAUCAAUAUUAUUAUAA